Candidozyma duobushaemuli is the source of this 909-nucleotide messenger RNA. RefSeq lists its product as uncharacterized. Lineage: Eukaryota; Fungi; Ascomycota; Pichiomycetes; Serinales; Metschnikowiaceae. The coding region runs from base 1 to 909 and encodes 302 amino acids. The record is from RefSeq and is a predicted model, not a curated record. The transcript has a single exon.
AUGAAGAACCUAGUUCUCGUUAUCCACUGCACCCUGCAGCCAGGAGAGGCAAUCAGAUACAAUUACACUGAUGACACAGAUUUCUACAUUAUAUACAACUUUGACCUUCUUCUGAGGUACAUCCGCAAGCUACUUGGUGACUACAAGAAUACCAUCGUUGUGCUUAUCUACAAGCAAUUGCCUGCUCUACUCGAGGCUUCAAAGCUCUUGUAUGAGUGUAGUGAAGCAGAAAGGGCCAAGCAAAGGCUUGAAGACUACAAAAUGCAUUAUAAGCGGCAUUUGGCCCAGGCCACUGCAAACAGGACCAAUGGAGUCGUGAAUACAGACUUUGAAGUCAGACUACCCCAGGGUCAGGCCGAUAGAAUUUUUGGAUUUGAAACAAUCUAUGUUUUCGAUGCUACGGAAGUGCAAGAUCACCUUCUGGAGGCGAAUACGGGUGUCCAGCAGCUCCUACGAUACCUUGCCUUGAAGCAUGGCGCUUACUACGGAGCGCUUUCGGGAAAAUUGGAAGAGUUUGAAGAUCCAAGCACAUGUCAACUUUUGGUUCUGUCGCUUAAAGGAGGGCUUAAGGAGGGAGAGCAGCAUAUCUUCUCGCCCAAUGGUGAGCAGGUAUCGGACAACAUUGACUUGCAUCAACAACUCGCUCUUGGCUGGGACCUGUGGACCAAAGUCCAGAUGAUCGCCAGGCUGAUUGCUAAAAGAGAGGGUUGGGAUUUAAUUGACGAGGAGGUGAAGAUGGAUGAGUUUGAGGAUCUCUACGAGGCUUAUAUCGAGGGCAAUCCCGAUGAGUUUGUGAGUAAAGCCAAGAAGCUUGUGGGUUUUGAGGAGGAGCCGCCAAAACCUGAGAGACCUCCGCCAUUGACCUACGAUGAUGCAAUCAAGCAGUUGGAGGCUGUUCUCAAGAAGUGA